AUGUUCAAGAGGGCGGGGCUCAUGGGUAGCCAUCGCGACUUUCAGGCCGCGCUGUGGCGGUUUAGAACAGACCCCUACUUGAUGCAAAAGUAUUACAGAACAAGAAUGGUAAAGGACUUGAACGGCGAAAUUUGGGAGAAGGAGAAGCACCAAAUCGUCAUGACCGGAUACAUGCACAGACUAAUCUCCGAGUCCGCGUUCAAGUUCUGGCUUUUGGGCACGGGGGGCAAGAUCCUGGUCUACGCAUCACCGAAUCAAGUGGACAGGGCACUCGGGAUCGGUCGCACGGCAGAGCAGGCGAGCAGCAAGAGAGGAAUGGCCAAACGAGAGACCUGGGGCAGCAACGCCCUAGGAGAGGCCCUGAUGAUCUUGCGGGGGAUGGUCGAGCAGCUGUUGGACGAGGAGGAGGUAACGCCUACCUUUGGGGAGAUAGCCAAGCGGCCGUUGGACCAGGAGAAGGUAAGGCCUAAGACCUUGUCCGAGCAGAACUUUGCCCGCAAACUCAAGGAGCUCGUCUUGGACCUCUUUAAGAAGCCAGUUAGAAAGGAGACAGACGUGGACCCGACUCAGGGCCUAGAUAAGGCCCCUAGCGCUACGACGACGGACGAUGAAGUCGCGACGAAGGACGAUGAAGAUGCGACGUCGGAGGAUGAAGUCUGA
Anthostomella pinea is the source of this 660-nucleotide messenger RNA. The record is from the annotation of a GenBank genome assembly. Lineage: Eukaryota; Fungi; Ascomycota; Sordariomycetes; Xylariales; Xylariaceae.